Episyrphus balteatus (marmalade hoverfly) is the source of this 1365-nucleotide messenger RNA. It is a transcript of the gene Phb1, whose product is annotated as protein l(2)37Cc. Gene Ontology annotation, biological process: mitochondrion organization. Gene Ontology annotation, cellular component: membrane; mitochondrion. The record is from RefSeq and is a predicted model, not a curated record. The coding region runs from base 125 to 955 and encodes 276 amino acids. The transcript has 3 exons. Lineage: Eukaryota; Metazoa; Arthropoda; Insecta; Diptera; Syrphidae.
UGUAAAUUUCAAAUUUUGACAUUUGAAAAUUUUCUCUCCUCGUUUUCUCACAAGGUACACUCCAUUUUGCGGUGUUGAUCUACUUCGUUCGAUUUUUUAAAAUAUAAAAACAAAUCAUAAAAAUAUGGCUGCACAAUUCUUCAAUCGCAUUGGCCAAUUGGGCUUGGGAGUUGCAGUCAUCGGCGGAGUUGUCAAUUCUGCAUUAUAUAACGUCGAUGGUGGCCACCGGGCGGUUAUAUUCGAUCGGUUUACUGGAGUCAAGCAAGAGGUUGUCGGCGAGGGUACACAUUUCUUUAUUCCAUGGGUACAACGUCCAAUUAUCUAUGACAUUCGUUCGCAACCCCGAAAUGUGCCAGUUGUAACUGGAAGUAAGGAUUUGCAAAAUGUCAGCAUCACACUUCGUAUUUUGUAUCGUGCAAUUCCCGAUCAAUUGCCCAAGAUUUAUACUAUUCUUGGUCAAGAUUAUGAUGAGAGGGUAUUGCCUUCAAUUGCUCCUGAAGUACUUAAGUCUGUUGUUGCUCAAUUCGAUGCUGGGGAGCUCAUUACACAGCGUGAGAUGGUUUCACAGCGUGUCUCCGAAGAGCUGACCACUCGUGCCAAACAGUUCGGUUUUAUCCUUGACGACAUCUCCAUCACACAUUUAACUUUCGGUCGGGAAUUCACAUUGGCCGUAGAAAUGAAACAAGUUGCCCAACAAGAAGCCGAAAAAGCUCGUUUCGUUGUCGAGAAGGCAGAACAACAAAAAUUGGCUUCCAUUAUUUCAGCUGAGGGUGAUGCCGCUGCAGCUGGUCUUUUAGCCAAGGCUUUCGCCGAAGCUGGUGAUGGUCUUGUUGAACUUCGUAGAAUUGAAGCUGCCGAAGAUAUUGCUUAUCAACUAUCCAGAUCACGUGGAGUUGCCUACUUGCCAGCCGGCCAAAAUACUCUCCUUAAUCUACCUGCAUCUAUUGCUCAAUAGAUCUGAUUGAACACAGAGUCUGAAUGAGUUGAUUAGCAUUUAACACCAUUUCGCAUACAUUUUCUUUUUAUUAUUAUUUUUGUUUUUCUUCUUAUUUUAUAAACGAGUGUAAGAAUAGUUCCAAAAGAAAGAAAAAAAAAAGUUCAAAAAAUCCAAUUGGUUUGCAGAAUUGUAGUAUGAAGUUUGACUGUGUCAUCGUUCUGCUUAAUAUUUCUCGAAAAAACUGUUGAAAGAAAGAUUUUUAUUGUUUGAUUUUUUACAACAGCUUUUUUGGGAGAUUUUAUUGAUUUUUUUUUAAUUUAGUUUAUCGAUAAAGUCAAAAUUUAAAAAUGUUUUCUUUAAGGAAAAAAUAAAACUGUGCAUUAUCUUUUCGAUAAUAAAAAUUAUAAAAUACAAUCAUUUGUUAUUUA